Melopsittacus undulatus (budgerigar) is the source of this 1000-nucleotide messenger RNA. RefSeq names its product C-type lectin domain family 4 member E-like. Lineage: Eukaryota; Metazoa; Chordata; Aves; Psittaciformes; Psittaculidae. The record is from RefSeq and is a predicted model, not a curated record. Gene Ontology annotation, molecular function: signaling receptor activity. The coding region runs from base 16 to 600 and encodes 194 amino acids. The transcript is spliced from 5 exons.
AGGAAGAGUGAUACCAUGGUAGAGACAAUGAAUCACCACGGGAGAGUCAGUCCUGGAAAUGCAGUUUUUUUCCUUCAUGGAGACUAUGGCCAGUACAUGACUCUGGUCCAGAACGCUACAGAGUGGCGCUGCAUCCCCAGUGUAUCUGCAGGCAUAGAGGAAAGCUGGGCAUGCUGCCCAAAGGGCUGGAAACGCUUCCAAGGAAGCUGCUACUAUCUCUCAGGUGAUGCCAUGUCCUGGGCCGAUAGCGAGCAGAACUGCACUGGGAUGGGCUCUCACCUGGUGGUGAUCAACAGCAAAGCAGAGCAGGAUUUCCUCUUUAAGUUGGCGAAAGGAGUAUUUUCUAACGCCUAUGAAACAAAAUACUACAUAGGCUUAACUGCUUACAAAACCGGGCAAUGGCAGUGGGUGGAUCAGACUCCAUACGAUAUGACAGCCACGUUCUGGAAACCCGGGGAACCCAAUUUACUCUUUGCAGAAAGGUGUGCUGCAAUUCACGUCAAGGGAAACAGAGACCCCAACACUUACAGUAACUGGAAUAACAUCCUGUGCUUCACAAGUUGCUAUCGAAUUUGUGAACUGCCAGUCAAAUCUGUCUGAGGAAGGAAACUCCACUUUGGUUGAAGGAGCUCAAGGAGCACCUUUGAGAAAGGGCAGCUCCCGCAAUACCUGAUGAAAAGCUGGCCUGAGCUCACACAAAUGCUUCAACUUGUGAUGCAGGGUGAGCAAGCCUGCUACAGAAUCUCAGAUCUGAUGGACCUCAGUUCCCAGCCUGUGCCCCUGCAUCUCUUUCCAAGAUGGAGAUCAGUCCUGGAUGAUAAUGCUCAGGCUGAUGUCAAGGACCUACCCCUUUUUGUGGUACUCCUUCACAGACAAGUGCCCUGAUCCUCCAGUACUUUCCUUGACUCCUUGUCCAGUCAGUAUCUCAAUGAUGUGGAAAAGGUCCUCUCUGUUCCAUGGAAGAAUACUGGUCCUAUGAGUCACUGGAGCAGAAUUUGAA